Molecule: messenger RNA, 4213 nt
Organism: Ectocarpus sp. CCAP 1310/34
Lineage: Eukaryota; Phaeophyceae; Ectocarpales; Ectocarpaceae
Source: the annotation of a GenBank genome assembly
AUGACUUCCAGGUUCGGGCAGGCGUUUUUCACGGACGUUUUUCCUGGAGAUGAAGCAAGCACGAUCCGCGAGUGUGCCGCCGACGCGAGCAUCGAGCCCGCUGGGUUCACGGACGCAGGAUCUUCGGCCGGCGGUGUGCUUCACGGCUCCUCGAGAUCAGACGAGCUUUCCGAGCUGCUAUGUGGGGACGACGAUGACGAUGACGAUGACGAUGAUGGUGGGGACGCGCUCCUGAAUAUCGUUCACGACUUCUGCGCCAUGACCGACAUGAGUGCUAGCGCUAGCGCUGCUGCAGCAGUCGUCGACAGCGACGUGUCCACCUCGCGCGGGACAUGCGGGAGAAGUUUGGAGGAGCGGGUGCAUCAGAGAGGGGUGUUCGUGCUUGUCGGUAACGGGGCCAUGAUGCCGCCAAAACACACCAGCCAGAACAUGCAGAAGGUAUACAGGCGGUUGCAUAUUUCGCACUUACUUAUCAUCAUUAUUGCGACGUAUGAAGACCGAGAACUGUACACGACCCUCAUGGUUGCGUACAACCCCAUGCGGCCAGAGGACACUCUGCGUAUCCCCCCGUUUGAGGAGUGGGAAGGGAUCGGCAACCUCUGCACUCACGUCUACUGCGGGGCUAUCGAAAAUCGUUUCGGCAAAAAACCAUCGCUACAGUCACAGCCACAGGAGCAACAGCCGCAGCCACCGCAGCCACCGCGGCCGCAGCAGCACCAGCACCAGCAACCACAGCAGGCAACGCUCGGCCAUGUGCACGGUCACAACGGGAGGAAGGUCCACGAUGGAGGCGUGCCUGUGGGGUUACCAGUGGCGCCAGCAGCGCCAGCAGCACCAGCAGCACCAGCACCAGCCUAUGCGGUGGGGAUAGGAGAAGGGGGAUUCCACCCUAACGAUGGUGGCGGAGGGGUGGUGAGUGGGUCAGGCUUCAAGGAAGGAGGGGUGAGUGGGUCAGGCUUCAAUGAAGAGCCUCUAUCCCACGCGACCAAUGGCAGCGACCGCAGGUACCUUCAGCAGGCGGCGGCGGUGGCGGCCGCGGCGGCCGCGGCAGAAGCGGAGGCGGCGGCGGCCUGGCGUCAUCGUUCUCCUGCUCCUCCUACGGCUGUCAGCAACUCGCCGUGCACGGCAGACGGCGCCGCUUCUCCCGUCACGUUCUCGGAUGACCUCGACGGCGCGACCCUGUGCGCGGACAUGGACCCCAUCGUGACGCCCUCGAUGCUGGACAUGAGGCACCAGCAGGCGGCGGCGUUGCCCGCGCAGAUGGUGCCAUCGAGAGGGGGAGGGUCGAUGGUCGGCGGAGCCCCCGUGGCGGGAACGCCUCCACCUGCUACGACGGUUUCGUCUUCGUCGUCGUCUUUGGCGACGGUGCUUCCGAACGCCGCCGGACCCUGGGAAGCCGGUAGCAGGCCGUCUGCGAGCAGCCGGGGAGGGUUUCCCGGUCUUGUUGAAGGCGGCGGCGGCGGCUCCAUCGACGCUCUCGAAGCCGUGCUGAAUGGCGAAGACGAUGACGACGACGAUGAGGGUGGGAGCAACUUCGUUCAGCUGGAUGUGCUCGCCGAUUUGCCCGAGGUCAAGUCGACCUACCUGCUGUCCCAGGCUUACGAGGAGGCCUACGAUGGCAAGGGCAACAACAGCCACAACCGCGGCGGCGGCGGCGUCGGCAAUGACCGUCGCCACGCGGAAGCAGCCUACCGAGAAACGGAGGAGGCGCUGGGGAAGGCGAGCUUCAUGGAGUCCACGCACGCGAUGAUGCUAGGCCACGGGUUCCGUGCGCAAGACGACCAUGGGGGUGGCAGCCGUGGCGAGAAACCCGGGUUCGAGUCCAGCGGUGACGGCCGCGACGCCUGAUGAUUUUUUUUUUCCGUUGUUCAGUUGUUGUUUGGUUGUCAUUUCUUUUCCUUCCCGCUCUCUUCUUUGUUCACUGUUUUGUUCGUUUUUUUCUUGUGGAUACUGGGGGGAGGGGAGGUCGUGGUGGGUGUCAUGGGGGGGGGGGGCCGCAAUGGUGAACACCACGACGGAUUUUUUGUUCUUGCUCGUCUUUUUUUUUUUGUGUUGUGUUUUUUUCAUGUGGAUACGGGGAGGGUCGUGGUGCUUGUUGUAGAGGCGGGGGAGGAGGGAGAGGUGUGUUGUUGUUAGUAUUUCCAUGAAUAGUGAGGGUGAUUCGGGCGGAGCGGGGGCGAGCGCGAUGUUUGGCCACCGUGACACAGUUGCUUCGCGCCUGGUUGGGCCGGGAGGUAUAUAGGUCGGGUUGAUGUGUGUGUGUGUGUGUUUGCGUCCUAAUUAUUGUGGCGACAAUCCCCCCCUUUUUCGUGGUGAGACGUGUACUAUACUUUUCAGCGUAUGUAGAGUUCUACACUUUUCAGUGUAUUUUUUCGUACAACUACAACCAUGCAGGGUCACACAGGAGUGGGUAUACACCAGGGAUUUCUUCUUCUUUUUACUUCUUUUCAUGCCCCACCUUCCUCCUGCGGUGCGUGCUGAAUUUUAUUUUUAUCGCGAGAAGGGUCCAGCCGUCCCUUUCCCUCGUCAACGGUCCUAACGUCGAAGUUUGGUACUCACGAGAGCUUGUCAAUUAUAUUUCGCCUUCACCCGCACGUUUCGUGAAUUUUUCACCCCAUGGGGAUUCGAACUCACGACCUCUGCGACUAGCGGAUUACGAGGAUACCACCAGACCACCGGGGUUGGUGCCUUCAGGUUGGCGUGCCUUCAGGGUCGCGUUGGUUUACCAUUCAUGACCCUCGUAGGAGUGGUGUUGGAGGUUGUGAUGUCGUUGCCCUCUUUGGUUGGCAGGAGGAGUGGGUACGGACCCUUCACCAGAGGGGCGACUUUGGCAGAGACGUUUGGAGCGUUGUGGUGCUGACGAGUUGGUUGAUGGCUGGCGUCCUUCGGUGGCAUAGAUGGUAGAUAACUGCUGUGAUGUAUGUAGGGCACAUGGUGUAUUUCCUUGUUCUUUAGUCCCCCUCAAAGCAGUAGGUGUAAGACAACGCACACACGUGGUGACCAAGGAUAUGUUCCGAGAGUUGUUGCCGUGAGAUUUGUCAAGCGGAAAGUUGGUUGCGGGUGCUGUAGUUUUUCGAUCCAUCCACUCUGUCUUGUCAUUUUCCCUGCCACACUCAACCCUUGUCGGUAGCCUACGUUGUUUACUGUUGGCGACAUCGCCUCCCAUAUGGUGCACCCCGUGUAGCAGACAGGGCGCGCACUAGAAGCAGCGUUCCCUUGAUGCCCUCCCUCUCUAUCACCAAACACCAAUGGUAGGUACCAAGCAAACCUAUCCGUAUAUUAGUGUCCAGGUACCCUAGAUUCCUCAAACAUGGAAGGGAGUUUGCCAGAGGAGUUGUUGGGUUUUCAAGGGUUUACCGCAGAUUGGCUGGGAUGGGAGGAUUACCGGCCGGGUGUGAAAUAUCCUAUCGUAGUGACCCAGGGAGUUUGAGUUUGCCAGAAGAGUUAGGCUAAUUAUGUAUCAAGGGUAGCCGCUGAUUGGCUGGGAUGGAAGGGUAUCGGGUGUGAGGGCUUCUGAGUAGUGGACUACUCGAUCUACGGUCGGGGGCGUAGGUCAAACGGGUGUCUGCCGCGUAUCCCCGGGGGUGGUAUGGGGUACAUGUAUUCGUGUAGCACACGCACAAACUCAUACACACGGGCCGUGAUCUAGGGUCUAGGGUGGCCCUCAAAUGUGGUCACGGAUCAAAUGUGCCUUUCGAAGCGCCGUCUGUUUUCAGCCGCGCUUACAUGCAUACUACGUAGACGGACGUUUUCUCAUUGGUCAUGACGGUCGAUGCUAGUGCUGAAGACACCAUACACACUCACGUACAACACGACACGGUAUGCACAGCAUCACGUAGAGGACAAAGUCGGGUAGGGGUUGGAAUUAUGUUUUUUUUUUCACGAGGUGGGGAGUUGGCGCGGAAUUCGGCAUCUACAGUGUCGACUUGCACGUGCGUGUAGUAGAAGGCGGGCGGGGGCGGUCGGAAAGAAGAGGCAGACGCCCGCCGACCAAUCCGUAUGUAUUCAUGUUCUUUUGUGGAGUGGAAUGGGGGCUUCAAAGGCCGAUGAGUCCGCUCUGCGCGUGUUCGUUUACAUGCUUGAGCUGGUGUCCUCCGGCGUUCGGAAUGAGUGGAGAGACAGGCCAGGAGGCGAUGAACUUCCGUCUUACCAUACUUUCUGCUGUUGUUGUCGUUGUUCGGACCUCGUAUAUUCACUCACCAAACACUACGUU